Molecule: messenger RNA, 510 nt
Organism: Cryptococcus deneoformans JEC21
Lineage: Eukaryota; Fungi; Basidiomycota; Tremellomycetes; Tremellales; Cryptococcaceae
Product: expressed protein
Exons: 3
Coding region: 158-403 (81 amino acids)
Source: RefSeq, a predicted model, not a curated record
ACCUAAUACUUGUCACCUGUGGUUGUAGGUCACGGGAAGUGAAGGUGGUCCUCCUGACGUCCUCCUGUAUGGAAGCCGUCCCCUAUAAAAGAGCAAACACGCACACCGACACGCACAAAGUACAAGCUUUCACACACAUAUAUCACAUUUCCCGAAAAUGGACGUAAACGAGAACAUACACGCCACCGAGCAGCCAGACUCCGCUCCAUCUGUCAACACUCGAGUCCAGCAGGUUGGCACGCAACAGGACACCUUAGACAAGGGUGUCGCACAGGUAAUUAAGGAGUUUAUCUCUCCUUCACAAGCCCAGGAUCCCAGUGUCGUAGAGAAAGCAAGCGAUGCUGUUCGUUCUGGUUUCAAACAGUCCACAGGGAAAGACUUCCCCGUCCAGGACAAGCAAUAAGCAUGUAGAGGAAAGGGAGAAUCCUCGCCUAUGGCGGUGAAGAAUGAAUGAUCAGAAGCCAGAAGAAGUAUAUACAUCUUGCACAUGCAUUUACAUAAUGUACGUGG